Molecule: messenger RNA, 708 nt
Organism: Xyrauchen texanus (razorback sucker)
Lineage: Eukaryota; Metazoa; Chordata; Actinopteri; Cypriniformes; Catostomidae
Product: transmembrane 4 L6 family member 5
Exons: 6
Coding region: 100-708 (202 amino acids)
Cellular component (GO): membrane
Source: RefSeq, a predicted model, not a curated record
CUUCCUGUGCAUCCUAGUGAAGCCAACAUCAGUUUUCUUUUCCGCAAUCAUCAUCAUCAGUUUACUAUAGUCAACAGUCUUUGCACAGGGUUCCUCGAGAUGUGUGUUGCUCGGUGCUCCAGGUGUGUGGGAAUAGCCCUGAUUCCCAUUGCAAGCGUGUGCAUGGUGGCAAAUGUGUUGCUGUUAUUUCCUGACAUGAAAUAUCACUACCUGAUGGAGAACAAUGUAACCAGGGAGGCUGUGUGGUGCUCUGGUGUAUGGGCUUCAGGGUUUCUGGUGCUCAUGUCUGCUCGAGGGUUCACGUCACACUCUGAAAAGAAAGGAUGCUGUUAUUUUAGAGCUGAAAUGUUGUGUAAGUUGUGGUACACAUGUUUGGCUCUGGUGGCAGCUGGAUUUUGUUUCAUGAUCAGCGGGACCGGGCUGGCACUGGGGCCCCUCUGUCUGCACAAUGGCACUGAGGGCCUUAAGUGGGAACGUCCAUUAAAACAAGUUAAAAGUGGAGAGAAGCUUUAUCUAUAUGAGCCUGAAAGAUGGGCCUCUGCCUGCAUGGAACCUCGAGGUGUCGUGACCUGGAAUAUUGUUCUAUUCUCUGUUCUCAUGGCAGCAAGUGGACUUGAGCUCAUUUUCUGUGCUGUGCAUCUUCUUACGGCAAUACUGGGAGUCAUAUGUGGACCGAGCUUCUGCAAGAACAAGGUUGUUCCUGCUUGA